AUUUGUGAUUUACUUGACUUUAAAUCUCUGGUUAUAUGGCAAACUUAGUUUGACUAUCAACGAAAUAUCACGCAUCCUUUCGCUGUUGACGACUAAAACCCACCGGCGCUAGUGUAAUGCUAUUUCUGUAAAUUAACUCUCAAAAUUUUUUAUCCAUCGAAAAUGUGUUCUAAACGAUGCAAACAUUCCUUUAAAGAUCGCAUACCCACUUGCGGUUUAGAGCGCAAAACACAUGCAACUCAAAUACCAAUAGCUGCGUGUAUGUUGCAGAAAGAUGACUCUGUUGACUGUGACAAGUGUAGGCCACCAAAUGGCGUGCGUGAGCAUAUAUGCUUGUGCAAACCAGAUCAGUCGGGUUCAACACAUUCAAGUCAACUUGAAACGUCAACUAUAGCGGAGGAGUCUCAGUCGCCACAACAACAAAGUAGCGUAGAAUUUCGGCAAUCGACUGAGUACACAAAUGGUGAGCCGCCUAACGGGAAUGUUAGCCGUGAAAAUACUAACAAUCAAGCAUCUAAUACAAACUACAAGCAAGAAAAGUUUUCUCCAGCACAUAUAAGAUACAUGGACGAAUGGGAGGCAAUGGGUGUUAUGUUGGCGACUAAUGGUCGCGUUUGGGGACUAGAAGAUAAGGGCUUUGCAAGACAAUACAAGGCUGCCUUAAGCGCCGUAAAUACUAAAUUUGAAGAGGAAGCCGCAAAUAUGGCAGGACAUUCAGCUUAUUAAUAUGGAAAAAUUAUCUAUAUAGCGAACUAAUGAGAUACUAUACAUUAUUGGAAGAUUUUUAAAGCUUCUCAAUAUUAUAAUAGUCAAGCCGCCAUAGUAAAUGUAAAUUUUUAAGUUAUUCGAGCACACACCAUUGAAGUAUUUAAUAACAAAUAAUAAUAAAUAUAGCAAAACUUAGAGCUGAA
Messenger RNA from Zeugodacus cucurbitae (melon fly), 911 nucleotides. RefSeq lists its product as uncharacterized. The transcript is spliced from 3 exons. Lineage: Eukaryota; Metazoa; Arthropoda; Insecta; Diptera; Tephritidae. Bases 163 to 726 code for a protein of 187 amino acids. The record is from RefSeq and is a predicted model, not a curated record.